Messenger RNA from Solanum verrucosum, 1010 nucleotides. RefSeq lists its product as uncharacterized. The coding region runs from base 76 to 951 and encodes 291 amino acids. The transcript has 11 exons. Gene Ontology annotation, molecular function: ubiquitin protein ligase activity. NCBI's taxonomy places the organism in Eukaryota, Viridiplantae, Streptophyta, Magnoliopsida, Solanales, Solanaceae. Gene Ontology annotation, cellular component: Fanconi anaemia nuclear complex; nucleus. The record is from RefSeq and is a predicted model, not a curated record. Gene Ontology annotation, biological process: protein monoubiquitination; interstrand cross-link repair.
AGAAGUUGUUGAGGCUGGUGGCGUUGGUAUCUGACAUUGAAAAUUUCAAUUUAGGUUUGUUGGAAGAUAGUUAUAAUGGAGUGUGCAGACCAAAAAAGAUGCGAAGAACUGGCCAAAUCAUCAUCUUUCUACCGCAGGAUAUAUUCAGAGGUAGAAGAGAUAGGAUGGGAGCACCUUGUUAGAUUUGGGGAAGAUCUGAGACUUCUCAGCUUUCACACCAAGGACAAGAAAGGAAGAGUGCACAUUCUGCAGAUAACUUUGGAUGGAUCAUAUCCUAACCAUCCGCCUUCUAUAGCAGCGGAUGUUCCUUAUCUCUUCAAUUUAAAAUGGUCAAUAAACUCAAGACUGAAAGAUGCUAUCCAACAGUUUCAUAAGCAUCUUGAGAAGCUUCAGGACUUUUGGAAUCUAAUGGAUGAUAUUGACCACUCUCUUUUGGUUUCUGAUCUACGAUAUCCUCAACGUGCUUUGUCACAUCGCCAACUUAAUAUAAGUAAUGACAGCUACAUCAUAUUGUCUAUAGAUGCUAAUGAUCCGACAUCCCUACCGGACUGUCGCUUUCUUGGUUCUGAUUCAGGGGUGGAGAGAUUGAGGGCGAUGUGGAGGAAAAACUGCAAAAGAUGGAUGAGAGACAAGCCAUUUUCCGAGAAUCUUGCACACGUAUUGGAUAUUCAACUUCAUGGACCUUCAAGUAUUCAGAAAACUGAUCCACAAACUGAAUGUGGCAUUUGUUAUGCACAAUAUCUUCCAAUUGAUGAUGAACUUGGUGAUAAGAGUGGAAGUGGCACUGAUUGUACAUGUGAAAAUAACAGCUGCAGUAGGGCCUUCCAUAGUGUUUGCCUUGGAGAUUGGCUGCGUUCUAUCACAACAACAAGGCAGUCGUUUGAUGUUCUGUUUGGCAAUUGUCCAUACUGUUCUGAUCCAAUUGCUGUCAAAAUGAAUACUAGAAAGUAAAGCAGUAAUUCAGUCUCAGCCACAUUUGCAUUCCUUAGCCAGUGUAUUUAGUAAUGCUA